Molecule: messenger RNA, 2811 nt
Organism: Drosophila kikkawai
Lineage: Eukaryota; Metazoa; Arthropoda; Insecta; Diptera; Drosophilidae
Product: scavenger receptor class B member 1
Cellular component (GO): membrane; cytoplasm
Molecular function (GO): scavenger receptor activity
Source: RefSeq, a predicted model, not a curated record
AAACGAAAGUAUAAUAUUGAACACGUAAAUAAGUUUUUAUAAAUAAAUAAAUAAGCAACAAACUAUUACUAUGAAGGACUUUGGCAAUAUGUUUGCUCGACGUUAUAGUGCAGUUUGUGUAAGUGACGAGGAUGCAAAUAAUUAUCAACGGAAAUCGCUAGAUAAAGCCGGAUUCGGGCCAGGUUCACCGACUAAUAGAGAUCCUGCAGCUUCUUCGGCCGCUAUGUCCGCUUUGCAACGUGCCCAGCGUCGUAAGAGCCUCAAAGCGAAUCGAUCAAUGAAACCGAUUGAUAUAUUGGGUAGCUUUUUUAAUGAACCGAACCAAGGCAAACAUAAUAGAGUUCCUAAACGCGCUUUUCUCCUACUUGUCAUCGGAUUUUUGGCCAUUACAACAGCAGUGCUGGUUAAAGUGUUUCAGCCAUAUGAUUUAAUAUUUAAAUGGAAGUUAAUCAUGUCUGAGGGAGGUGAAAUUUUUAAUCUUUGGGCCCUGCCACCAGUUGAUCUGUACAUUAAGAUAUACCUCUUUAAUAUAACCAACGCAGAGGCUUUUUUGGCUGGUCGCGAGCGGCUCAAAGUAGAACAAGUUGGACCUUAUGUAUACAAGGAGAUAAUGACCCACAAAAACGUUACAUUCAAUAAAAAUAACACUAUGAGCAGCACACCCAGUCAUCCCUUGGUCUGGCAAGAGGAAAUGUCUGGCAGUCGACAUGAGGACGAUGAAGUUAUAAUGCUCAAUAUUGCUAUGCUGGCCAUAUCGCAUUUGACUGCUAACCAUCCCUUCUUAGUAAGAAUGGCCCUUAAGACGUUGCUAGCAAGUACGAAAUCAGAGCCGAUAGUUCGGACCACUGUCAAGGAGUUCAUGUUCGGUUACCCUUCGGCCCUUGCCACACUAGGCAAUACCUUCCUUCCCAACUGGAUAUCUUUCGAAAAAGUGGGUCUUAUCGAUCGUAUGUACGAUUUCACUACGGACUACGAGACGUUCUAUACGGGAGUGCCAGAUCCAGCGUUGUCGGGGCUUUACGCAACCUAUCGGGGAGAAAAAACCCUUCCCCAAUGGGAGGGCCAGCACUGCAGUAACAUUGAGUACGCGUCGGAUGGCACAAAGUUUAAAAGCUUCAUUCAACCCAACGAGACGGUGAAGUUCUUCAGAAAGAGCAUGUGUAGACCAAUCAACUUGUACCGGGUUGGCGAUGAAAAAACGUAUGGCAGACUGAAGGGUUACAACUACGUAUUCGAGGAUAACGCUUUUGAUAAUGGUGUAAACAAUGAGGCAAACAAAUGCUUCUGUCGAAAAGGCGAUUGUCAGCCGGUUGGACUAAUUGACGUCACUGAUUGCUACUACGGCUUCCCAAUCUCGUUAAGCUUCCCGCACUUCAUGAACGGCGAUCUGGGACUACAACAAAACGUCACUGGCAUGCAUCCUGAUCCGGCCAAACACUCGUCGGUAUUUGUUAUACAACCGGAAUCCGGACUGCCUCUAUCGCUUUCUGUAAAAGUGCAAAUCAACAUGCAUUUCAAGGACUUGCGCAACUACCAGGCUGUCUCCAAAUUUAGUCACCUGACAGCACCCAUGCUAUGGUUUGAGAUCAUGAUGCCAAGGCUACCUGACUCAUUGGACUCACGCUUCAACUUCUACCUGAACAUUUUACCGAUGGUCAACCCCCUAGGUUUUUGGAGCGCUCUACUGUUGGGAGUUAGUCUUUUGAGCUAUGCAAUUUGCAAGGCUACCCUUCAUAUGUCUAGCUAUGGACGCCAGUCGGCCAAAAUUUCCGAAGGUAACAACGCUCGUGUCAAUCUUCUCCAGAAGCUCAAAAACAGCGGCGACGCGGCAGCUAAUCAAGUUUACAGUCCCUGCGAGGUGAAUCUGAUAGUUGACCGUUCUAAGCAGCAGCCAGUGAUUGUGCGAUCCUUUGGCGAUGACUCGGUUUUUCAGCAGGUGCACCGAAAUUCAGGCUAUGCCCUGGACAUGGAGCCUGCGUUAUCUGACGCAGCCGAGAGCAGCGACGAUGGCCACAACUACGAUAUCCCUCUGAGCCGCAAUUUGAAAACGUCCACGACGCUGCUUACAGACGUAUGCACUGAGUGCUUUCACAACAGCCCAUUGAAAGCGGAUUCGGGAAAUGAAUGUUUACCAUCAACCGCCGUGUUCGACCGGCUCGCCACCAGCCUUGUCAGUAGCGUGUUUAGCAGCUCGCCUUCAUCAAUCCAAAGUUCCAGGUCACGCGAGAGUGCGGCAAGUAGCAACCCCACAAAAGACUGGGUGCAGUACAUUCAUCCUGAUCGAUCCGAUGCCAAAAUAAUACAAGACCAUUAAAUACCUCCACUAGCGAGCACUUUUAAAUGUUGCUACACACAAGAUCGGACAUAUUGGUUGGUCAGCACAUCGCUGUUUUGGGUAUACUUAAAAUUUUAACUAGUAUAAAUUAUUGUUAAUUGUAGCAAUUUUAGUACUGUGAUAACUUAAAAAUCGGUAAAAACAAAAACGCUUGUAGUUGUCAAAAUUGUAAGAAAUUCUUCUUUCUCUGGAAAACUAAUAUAACAAAAAAAAUUGAACAAAAAUAUAUAGUUAUUUACGUUAAAUUUUUAUUUAAGUAAUAAGUCGUUAAUUUAAGUAGCCUCUAUGAGGAGACUUCUUAGUUUCAUAUACACCAAUAAGAUAAUUGCUGCAGAUUUAAGUUGAAGUUUCUAAAGAAUGCUGUGAUGUUGUAUUGAUGUAGAUGAAAGUUAUUUUAUGCCCUCAACAUACAUAUACUUUGAACGAUUAAUUAUAUAAAGAAAAAAAUAUUUGUAAUAAAAAUAAAAUAAAAUAAA